AUGAAAGUCAAAAUCCAAGAAAGGGUCACAGAAAAGAAAGAAAAUACUUCUACUAAACGACGAUGGGGAAUAAAUGAAGCCAUGGAUAAACUACGAGAAGAAAUGGUUUCUUUGAUGGACCAAGACCUUACCCUGAUGAAACAACUACUGAACCUUAAUGAAACCAUCGAAGAUUUAAAAUGGCAACGAAGCAAUUACUACAGUGGUAGCUCCAGCGAAGAAAGUGAUUUUUCUGUAUCGGAAACGGAGAUGUACGCAGAUUCAUCGGAUAACGACGUACCACAUACGAAGGUGUCGAAAUCCAUAUCCAACUUACAAAACAAGCGACCUGAACAAAAUACCAACGUCAUGGAAGUCAGCAGUUACGUUCAGAAGGCCUCAGUUAUCAGGAGCCACAAAUCUAUUGCAGCGGAAUCGACGAUAACUACCAAGGCUUCUCGUUCAUUAACAAACUUACACAAAGAACACAGUGAAUAUAGAUCUUUUGACUCUGGCAUUAAUGAUACUGAUCAUGUUGAAAUACGAGUUUAG
Molecule: messenger RNA, 531 nt
Organism: Lottia gigantea (owl limpet)
Lineage: Eukaryota; Metazoa; Mollusca; Gastropoda; Lottiidae
Exons: 2
Coding region: 1-531 (176 amino acids)
Source: RefSeq, a predicted model, not a curated record